GAAGUCCGUAGCGGCGCAUCAUGUCUUGCGUGUAUAGACGAUCUCCGUACGAGUCCGUAGUGUGUGCGUGGAAGAAAAGCCUCUCUGGCUGCCAUGACCGAGCCGGACCACACUUGCUGCUCCCGGGCCUGACCGACUGCCGCGUCCGAGAGAGCACCGUCGCCUUCCCGGCGUUGUUACGUCCUGCUUGCGGUGGUUUAUGGUGACAUUUGUGCGACGUCGAGGCUAGCUGGCUAGCGGAGAGCAGCCAUAACAGUCACGUUAGCAAAACAGGCUAAUUAUCCCCCCCUUGGAUUACACUACUUGGCUUUUUGUUCCUAAAGUCUUUGUCUUUUAAAGUUCCCAAAAUGAAGAUAACUGUGGAUUUCGAGGAAUGUUUGAAAGACUCCCCACGCUUCAGGGCUACCAUAGAGGAAGUGGAGGGGGAUGUGAGCGAGUUGGAAUCCAAGCUCGACAAACUGGUCAAGUUGUGUAUCGGCAUGAUAGACGCUGGGAAAGCUUACAACGCCGCCAACAAACAGUUUGUCAGCGGGAUCCGGGAGCUUGCCCUGCAAUCCACCAAAGAUGAGGUCAUCGAGUCGAGUCUGUCAAAGUUUGCGGAAAGCCUUCAAGAGAUGAUCAACUAUCACACGAUACUAUUCGAUCAGGCUCAGAGAUCAAUCAAGACCCAGCUGCAAACAUUUGUUAAAGACGACCUGCGUAAGUUCAAAGAAGCGAAAAAGCAGUUUGACAAAGUCAGUGAAGAGAAGGAGGCGGCGCUGAUCAAGAACGCCCAGGCUCCUCGCAACAAGCAGCACGAAGUGGAAGAAGCCACCAACAUCCUCACCGCCACCCGCAAGUGCUUCCGACACAUAGUCCUCGACUACGUUCUACAGAUCAAUGUACUGCAGUCCAAGAGAAGAUCGGAAAUCCUAAAGUCGAUGCUGUCCUUCAUGUAUGCCCACCUGACUUUUUUCCACCAAGGCUAUGACCUCUUCAGUGAAUUACAGCCUCUAAUGAAACAGCUCGGAGGACAGUUGGACCAGCUGGUGGUGGAUGCUGCCAAGGAGAAGAGGGACAUGGAGCAAAAACAUUCCACCAUCCAGCAAAAGGACUUUUCAAGUGAUGACACCAAGCUGGAAUACAAUGUGGACGCAGACAAUGGCAUCGCCAUGGAGGGUUAUCUUUUCAAGAGGGCCAGCAAUGCUUUCAAGACAUGGAAUAGACGGUGGUUCUCCAUUCAGAACAAUCAGCUUGUUUACCAGAAGAAAUUUAAGGACAACCCGACAGUGGUGGUGGAAGACCUGAGGCUGUGCACGGUCAAGCAUUGUGAGGAUUUAGAGCGGCGCUUCUGUUUCGAGGUUGUGUCGCCUACCAAGAGCUGCAUGAUGCAAGCAGACUCUGAGAAGCUGCGACAGGCGUGGAUCAAAGCGGUCCAGAACAGCAUCGCUACCGCCUUCCGCGACAAGGGAGACGACGCUGAGCUGGACAGGAAGUCUUCCACAUCAACAGGGAGUUUGGACUCUAGCGGGGAGCCCAAGGAGAGAUCACUGAAAGGGGAGAGUGCUCUGCAGAAGGUCCUCGCCAUCCCGGGCAACGCUUGUUGUUGCGACUGCGGCCAGCCAGAUCCUCGCUGGGCCAGCAUCAAUCUGGGCAUCACUCUCUGUAUCCAAUGCUCGGGAAUUCACAGGAGUCUGGGAGUUCAUUUCUCUAAAGUCCGCUCCUUGACGUUGGAUUCAUGGGAGCCAGAACUGCUUAAGCUGAUGUGUGAACUUGGAAAUGGCGUCAUCAACCAGAUCUACGAGGCUCGACGAGAGGAGCUGGGAGCGAGAAAACCACAGCCAGGAGACCCAAGACAUGAAGUAGAGGCCUACAUAAAAGCCAAGUACGUGGAUCGCAGAUUUGUGCGCAGGCCGUCUGACGAGGAGCUCCGGAGCAAGGUGAUGUCCCUCAGCAAACAGGAAAAGAGACUCAGCAGCAGCUCUGAGCAUCUUCCCCCUAGACCACCACCGCCUACGCCCAAACUACGGCCUGGCUCCAACAACUCUGGACAGUCAGCUGUUGCCAGUGGCUUGGAGGCCCGCCGGGACUCUCUCUUCUGUCCUGACGAGCUUGACUCGCUCUUCUCCUACUUUGACAACUCCUCCAAGCUCAGGAGCAUCAAAAGUGCAGACAGUGGCAUCCAGCAUAGUGCUGAUGGCAGUAGGGAGAUGCUGGCCACCACUCCCUCUAACAGUAGCUUGGCAGAUGCAGAUGUAGCUGAGGCUCCGCCCAUGCCAAUGCCCGCCGCCCUGCCUCCGCCGUCACCUUCCAAAGAGGUGGUGUUCUACGAGCCCAAGGAGUACAGUUCAGGUCUGCAGCUUUACUGGGCUUCGUGUGCCCGCAGCCUGCCCGAAAUGGCCGAGGCCUUGGCCCACGGAGCCGAGGUCAACUGGGUCAACACGGAAGACGACAAGAGGACGCCGCUCAUUAUGGCCGUGCGCGGGGGUUCUUUGGUCACCUGUGAGUUUCUACUGCAAAAUGCGGCGAAUGUAAACCAGCAGGACGCUCAAGGCCGAGGACCCCUGCACCACGCCACCAUGCUGGGACAUACGGGGCAAGUGUGUCUAUUCUUGAAAAGAGGAGCCAAUCAAAAUGCUGCAGACAUUGAAGAGAAAACGCCGCUGGUCAUUGCGGUGGAAGCAGCCAAUGCCGAUAUUGUCACUUUGCUGCGACUGGCCAAGAUGAACGAGGAGAUGCGGGAGGCGGAGGGGCCCUACAGCCAGUCAGGCGACGAAACCUACCAGGACAUUUUCCAGGACUUCUCCCACAUGGCCUCUAAUGAUCCGGACAAGCUGAAACGCUACCAGCACUACGACACGCACAAACCCUGACUCGGCACUUCCUCGUCACAUGAUGAUGAAAAGGAGGCAGAGCUUCAGUCAAGAAGGAGAACGGUACAAACUCUCAUGGACCUUCUGGACCUUUCCAUUCAGAGACUAAAUUUGCACACCUUCAUUUGUGUGGCGUGCUGAAGAAGCCAGGACAUGUUGCAGCGUCAGCGGAUCGACAUUUUUCCAGCGAGGAGUGACCAUGUGGGUAGUUUUUAAAGAACACCAUGUGGGUAGUUUUAAAGAACACCAUGUAGGGAGUUUUUAAAAACUACCAUGUGGGUAGUUUUAAAGAACACCAUGUGGGUAGUUUUAAAGAACACCAUGUGGGUAGUUUUAAAGAACACCAUGUGGGUAGUUUUUAAAGAACACCAUUUGGGUAGUUUUAAAGGACACCAUGUGGGUAGUUUUAAAGAACACCAUGUGGGUAGUUUUAAAGAACACCAUGUGGGUAGUUUUAAAGAACACCAUGUGGGUAGUUUUUAAAGAACAACAUGUGGGUAGUUUUUAAAGAACACCAUUUAGUUAGUUUUUAAAGAACACCAUGUGGGUAGCUUUAAAGAAGACUAUGUGGGUAGUUUUUAAAGAACACCAUGUGGGUAGUUUUUAAAGAACACCAUGUGGGUAGUUUUUAAAGAACACCAUUGUGGGUAGUUUUAAAGAACACCAUGUAGGUAGUUUUAAAGAACACCAUGUGGGUAGUUUUUAAA
Messenger RNA from Nerophis ophidion (straightnose pipefish), 3559 nucleotides. Its product is annotated as arf-GAP with coiled-coil, ANK repeat and PH domain-containing protein 2-like. Gene Ontology annotation, molecular function: protein binding; GTPase activator activity. Lineage: Eukaryota; Metazoa; Chordata; Actinopteri; Syngnathiformes; Syngnathidae. The coding region runs from base 348 to 2852 and encodes 834 amino acids. Gene Ontology annotation, cellular component: cytoplasm. The record is from RefSeq and is a predicted model, not a curated record. The transcript has 25 exons.